Messenger RNA from Hyaloscypha bicolor E, 931 nucleotides. RefSeq lists its product as uncharacterized. The record is from RefSeq and is a predicted model, not a curated record. Bases 278 to 931 code for a protein of 217 amino acids. The transcript is spliced from 2 exons. Lineage: Eukaryota; Fungi; Ascomycota; Leotiomycetes; Helotiales; Hyaloscyphaceae.
CUUUUUUUGGUUAGAAAGAACGAGACAAUGUUUCACAGUCCCUGGAUGUGAAACAAGGGUCUUUGGUGACGUAGAUUACUGUUCUAUCUCAGCAACUAACCUUGCGCAACAUCACACCUCACUUCCACCACGAAUAUAACUCUCUCUCCCCCUCACAAUCUAUCCUUCCACGUGGCAAUUAAUUCACCCAAUAUCUUAAUCGUAUAUUAUGCGCCCACACAUUUUAACUUAAAAACUGAUGAAACAGUAAACAGCAAACAGUAAAACAGCGAACAGCAUGGCAGACCCAGUCCUUACCUCCCCUCUCAACGUCACAACCCCCGAGCCAGCAGGAAUCAUGGAAUUCAAGACAGACGAUCUGGAGACUAUCAAAUCUUCCAUCAUCCUACGAAGUCCAAGGAAGUACUCCCUCGCCCCCUCUACGGAAUGGCAAGCUCCUCCACUGGAGUGGCUAGAAGGCACCUGGUCGGUAACACACAGCACUUUGCCCAUGUGGAGAAAAGCAAAGAACGUGCGCAUCACUUAUAAAAUCCUGCCUCCGUCUUCACCCGACGGCCCAGUGUGUCUCGAUGAUACGGUCGAGUCGGUGCCCACGGAGAAGACCUGGAUGCCGCAGCCGAAAGCGAUUCAUGGCGUUGAUACGCCGGAGGGAGACGGGGCUUGGGCGUGGAGGGGGAAGGGGUUAUUGAAGAUUGCGAGUAGUAGGUGGGAGGUUUUGGGGUGGGGAGAGCGGGAGGACGAGCGGUGGGUGGUUACGUGGUUUGCGCCGAGUUUAUUCACGCCUGCUGGUGUGGAUGUUUAUUCAAGCCGCAAGGAGGGGGUUAGUGAGGGGUUGUAUGGGGAUAUUGAGGGGGCUUUGCAGGAGCUGGGGGCGAAGGAGGUGGCGGAGUUGUGUAAGAGUGAGAUGAUGGCUGUUAAGAUUGAGUAUUAG